CUCGUCACGCUCGGACGCGGGCGGGGGGCGGGGAGCGCCUCCGAGUGACGCGCCCUCCUCGCUGUGCCCUUCAGCCGCCGCCGCAGCUCACCGGGCGCCACAUGGACCCAGCCGGCCCGAGCGCGCCCCGCCGCUGACCGCCUGCGCCCCGGGAAGGAAGAACACUCACUCCUGGCCACACUCGCAUGUGAGUUCUGACCCUUGGAGGAGCCGCUGUGGAAUCAGAGCAAUCGCCAUGGAGUUCGUGAUGAAGCAGGCCCUGGGAGGGGCCACCAAGGACAUGGGGAAGAUGCUCGGGGGUGACGAGGAGAAGGACCCAGACGCCGCCAAGAAGGAGGAGGAGCGGCAGGAGGCGCUGCGCCAGGCGGAGGAGGAGCGCAAGGCCAAGUACGCCAAGAUGGAGGCGGAGCGCGAGGCCAUGCGCCAGGGCAUCCGAGACAAGUACGGCAUCAAGAAGAAGGAGGAGCGCGAGGCCGAGGCGCAGGCCGCCAUGGAGGCCAACUCCGAGGGGAGCCUGACGCGGCCCAAGAAGGCCAUCCCGCCGGGUUGUGGGGACGAGGUCGAGGAGGAGGACGAGAGCAUCCUGGACACCGUCAUCAAGUACCUGCCCGGGCCGCUGCAGGACAUGCUCAAGAAGUAGCCCCGCGCAGGACAGCGGCCCCGCGGAGCCCCGCCCCUCCCCCCUGCAGACCCUCCGCGGAGGCCCCCAAGGGACGAGCAGAGUGCAGCCCCUACGCCGAUAUAAGCCAUAGCCCCAGGCCCGCCCUGCCUGCGCCCGCCGCCUCUCUCACCCGAGGGGCGCGCGCCCCCAGGACCCCCCAGUCCGCCCGGUGCUCCUCUGCCCGCGGGUGGCUGGAGCCCCAUCGCCUGGGACGCCCCUUCCUCUUGCCGUUUACCGCCCACCCAGCAGCGCCCGAGGCCAGGGCCGCCGGAAGGGCAGCCCCGCGACCACCCCUGUGCACUCAUUAGCGGCGGUGGGCGCCUGUCGGGCCCGCACUCAGGAGCACAGCCAUAGCAGAUGGGGGGUUGCGGGCGGGGCGGGGGCGGCAAGGCCUGGGCCCCCCUCCCGCGCGCGGAUUCCGGGGUUCGGAUCGCGCCGCCGUGAGUGUUCGCGCCCGCACGUGGCCGCUCUCCGCCCCCCAGGCUGCCCCCCUCGCGCCCCUGUCCGUCAGUCUCUGUCCCCGUCCUUUCCUCUCCUUUCUGGAAGGUUUCGCUUCUUACGAACGCCACGGCCGUGUUCACUACUAAACUAAAGGAAACAAAGCAAUAGGUUUGGGGGACGCUAAGACCCCCCACCCCCGUCACCCCGCUCUUCCCGAGUCCUCGCCCCUCGCCCCCCACCCGGCCUCCUGGCCUCUCCGCCGACGCGGCUGCUGCUUCUCCCUGGGGUGGACCCCUGCCCUCGCCCAUUGAACUCUGCACCCUCCACAGGAGCCGCAGAGGCCCGAGGCACCCAGGGGGUCUCCGGACGCUGGAGACCCUGCGCCCCUGCCCAGCGCCUCCUCCGUGGGCAGCUCCUCGGGUGGGGCCUGCGGGGUUCCCUGCGCGCAGCCGGCGCCAGUGUGGCCGAAUCCACCUGGUGGCCCUGCGGGGCGGCCUCCGAGUCCCUGUUUCUCCUCCAUUCAUGUUUAAUUUGCAUCACAAUUUGUUGAAUCUCAGGUAAAUGAGGUCUUUGCAUUUAAUGAGUUUUAUCUUGACAGGCGUCGCCUCGCCCCCCAGGCCCUUUCCGUCCACAUCACAAAUGCAUCAAGUCUACACGUGUUUCGGGCCAGGGUUGGCUUGGCAUUGACCUUCAUGACCUUACAUAGCUUUAGAGAAGCCAUAACGUUAGACUGCAAUACUAACGACCUACGCCCUUCCCGGCAGAGACCACCGCGCCCCUCUGCGCCCCAGCGACGCGGCCCGCGGGGACGUCGCUGUCCGUCCUGCUCGCCCUGUGCCCUCUCGCUGACUUCUCCCGGGUCGUGUCUUAUAAAAACUCCUGUUUUCACACCUUUCAAAGCCAGCUCUGAGCAGACAGGGCGUCCUCUCUUAGAACCUGCGCACCCCGUUCCCAGCGCAUGGCGCCCGGGGCCGCGAGCUUAGCUUAGACCGUGGUGUCCUCUGUCCGUUUGUCCUGCGCCUGCGCCUCCUCCUGCAUGUCGGGGCCCCUGCGUGUGUUCUCUCCGGAUGGAAUCACAGCCAAUAAACACCAGUGAUUUCA
Messenger RNA from Chlorocebus sabaeus (green monkey), 2203 nucleotides. RefSeq names its product complexin 1 (gene CPLX1). Gene Ontology annotation, molecular function: syntaxin binding. Lineage: Eukaryota; Metazoa; Chordata; Mammalia; Primates; Cercopithecidae. The record is from RefSeq and is a predicted model, not a curated record. Gene Ontology annotation, biological process: neurotransmitter transport; synaptic vesicle exocytosis; regulation of neurotransmitter secretion. Gene Ontology annotation, cellular component: terminal bouton; SNARE complex.